AUGCCUAGAGCACCAAAGAGGCCUGGUUCUUCCGAUUCGUCCCCCCAAAGCAACAAGCUCGGGGAACGGUCGUGCCGAAGCUGUCACCAGCGCAAGGUCCGCUGUGACCGAAGAGUUCCUUGUACCAACUGUGCAAGAUAUGGUACCCCGUGCGAGUAUCCCACCAGGGACUCGGACAUACCACGGAAAGGUCCCUCUCUAAAAGAUAUCUCUGACCGCUUGGAGCGACUGGAGGUUCUAUUAUAUCGUUUGGUGGAGAGUCAAACUACAACAGGUGGUGGUGGUGGUGCUGGGUUCGAGACUCAACAGGCCCAAUCUGGUGCCAAAAAUCAGGACAAUCCACACGCGGAGUCAACAUGGGAGCUAUUACUGGACAAUAGUCGAGUGAAUACCAUUCAGGAAGAAAAACAAACCGUUCAAUCUCAAACGCAUCAGAAGAAAGACCAUGACGCAUUUCCCACACAGCCAGAUGGUGGUGCUGACAUGGUCUCUGUGUUGGAAUGCUAUCCUGAUCCGCAACUUGCCCUUCGGCUAUGGAAUGUGUACGUCAAAUCGGUCGAUCCGGUCCUUAAGAUUCUACAUAUACCCAGUGUCCAGUCUACCGUUGUUGCAACCAUUCUCGACCCCCGAUCAGCCCCAUCUUCGACGGUGGCGUUGACAUUUGCCAUCUAUUUUGCCGCCAUCACAGCCCUGUGUCAUGAUGAUAGGGAGCCCGUUGACCUGCCCUGUGAGGAACAGGCGCUUUUGAAACGCUACAAGAUGUCUUUGGACCGCCUUCUGAUGGUAACCGAGCUUAUGAAUCGGCCUGAAAUAAUGGCAUUACAGGCCCUCGCAAUCUACGCAACCUGUUUACGGGCCCAUGAAGUUGGCCGGGGUGUAUGGGUCCUCAAUGGACUGGCGAUCCGACUCGCUCAAUCAAUUGGCCUGCAUCGAGACGGCGCCUCUCUCCAGCUGAGCCCAUUUGAAACCGAAAUGCGUCUUCGGCUCUGGUGGCAUCUGUGUGUGCUUGACUCGCGUGCCCCGGAGGAUCAGGGCUUCCAGCCCACAGUCGAUGUUACAAACCGGGGACUCCGGCUUCCUUUGAACGUGAAUGACAAUCAAAUCUAUCCAGAUAUGAAAAGCCUUCCAGUGGAGUCGCAUGGUUGGACAGAAAUGUCCUUCUUCCUCAUCCAAACCGCGUCGUGCCGAUUGCUCCACCCAAUUCUUGACAUUCAAGAGCAACAUUCCGCAGAUACGCUGCUGAAUAUCGUGGAAAAGCGAAAGAUCAUGGACGAGCACCGUAAACAUCUGUCGGCUAGAUAUGGUGAAUUGUUUGGAUCUGGAACACCCACUGAUCUGUCGCGCAUUGCAUUCCAACAUAUCACCACUGCUAGGAAGAAAAUGGAGUUUGUGCUGCAACUUCGCGAGGAGAUCAGCACACAGAAGCAAGAUGUGACUCCUGACGUGCUCAAGCUGUCGUUCAACUUGGCCUGUGAUGGACUGGAAAGCAGUCGUGUGCUAUUGAAGGACGGUCUUGCCUCCAGAUUUAAGUGGUUCUUCAGCAUGUACACGCAAUGGUACGCUCUCGCCUACGUUCUGCGCUGUCUCUGUACAAGCCCUGGUGGCUCCGAGACAGACCGUGCCUGGGCGUUGGUUGAGGAGAUGUUUCCUCAGGGAUUGAGGGUUAAUGUUUCUUCAGAAGGGAUGCAUGAUGAUCACGGAGGUAGCAUUUGGAGAUGUCUCAAUCGACUCCGCCAACAAGCAUUGUCAUUGAGACAAUUGUCCAGCAGUGGACAUUGUACUUCCCAGAUUCCAGAGACCGAAGCAACAGCACAUGGAACAGCCACCAUCCCCGAAUUGGGCGAAUUCAUUGAUGCCAAUCAAAGUAUAUUUUCAUCUCUCGAUUUGUCCAUGCCAGAGAUCCCACUGUUGCCGGAUUGGAAUGCUGUCAUCAAUGGAUGUCUAACUGAAGAUUCAUCCUACUUCAAUUUCAAUGUCACUUGA
Molecule: messenger RNA, 1983 nt
Organism: Penicilliopsis zonata CBS 506.65
Lineage: Eukaryota; Fungi; Ascomycota; Eurotiomycetes; Eurotiales; Aspergillaceae
Exons: 2
Coding region: 1-1983 (660 amino acids)
Biological process (GO): regulation of DNA-templated transcription; DNA-templated transcription
Molecular function (GO): zinc ion binding; DNA binding; DNA-binding transcription factor activity, RNA polymerase II-specific
Source: RefSeq, a predicted model, not a curated record